Molecule: messenger RNA, 1269 nt
Organism: Peromyscus eremicus (cactus mouse)
Lineage: Eukaryota; Metazoa; Chordata; Mammalia; Rodentia; Cricetidae
Gene: Syt2
Product: synaptotagmin 2
Exons: 8
Coding region: 1-1269 (422 amino acids)
Biological process (GO): cellular response to calcium ion; regulation of calcium ion-dependent exocytosis; regulation of dopamine secretion
Cellular component (GO): dense core granule; synaptic vesicle membrane; axon
Molecular function (GO): calcium-dependent phospholipid binding; clathrin binding; syntaxin binding
Source: RefSeq, a predicted model, not a curated record
AUGAGAAACAUCUUCAAGAGGACCCAGGAGCCCAUUGUGGCUCCUGCCACCGCCACCACGGCCACCAUGUCGAUGCCUGUCAGACCUGCGGACAACUCCACGGAGAGUACGGGCACUGGGGAGAGCCAAGAAGACAUGUUCGCCAAGCUGAAGGAGAAAUUCUUCAACGAGAUCAACAAGAUCCCCCUGCCGCCCUGGGCUCUGAUCGCCAUGGCCGUGGUCGCUGGCCUCCUACUGCUCACCUGCUGCUUCUGCAUCUGUAAGAAGUGCUGCUGUAAGAAGAAGAAGAACAAGAAGGAGAAGGGCAAAGGCAUGAAGAACGCCAUGAACAUGAAGGACAUGAAGGGGGGCCAGGAUGACGACGAUGCAGAGACAGGCCUGACCGAAGGAGAAGGUGAAGGCGAGGAGGAGAAGGAGCCAGAGAACCUGGGCAAAUUGCAGUUUUCUCUGGACUAUGAUUUCCAAGCCAACCAGCUCACCGUGGGUGUCCUGCAAGCUGCUGAACUCCCUGCCCUGGACAUGGGUGGCACUUCAGACCCGUAUGUCAAAGUCUUCCUCCUCCCAGACAAGAAGAAGAAAUAUGAGACCAAGGUGCACCGGAAGACACUGAACCCCGCCUUCAACGAGACCUUCACUUUCAAGGUGCCAUACCAGGAGUUAGGAGGCAAGACCCUGGUGAUGGCCAUCUAUGACUUUGAUCGCUUCUCUAAGCAUGACAUUAUUGGAGAGGUGAAGGUGCCUAUGAACACCGUGGACCUUGGCCAGCCCAUCGAGGAGUGGAGGGACCUACAAGGCGGGGAGAAGGAAGAGCCAGAGAAGCUGGGUGACAUCUGUACCUCCUUGCGCUACGUGCCCACUGCUGGGAAGCUCACUGUCUGUAUCCUGGAGGCCAAGAACCUUAAGAAGAUGGACGUGGGGGGCCUUUCAGACCCCUACGUGAAGAUCCACCUGAUGCAGAACGGCAAGAGGCUCAAGAAGAAGAAGACGACCGUGAAGAAGAAGACCCUGAACCCCUACUUCAACGAGUCCUUCAGCUUCGAGAUCCCCUUUGAGCAGAUUCAGAAAGUCCAGGUGGUUGUCACUGUGCUGGACUAUGACAAGCUGGGCAAGAACGAAGCCAUCGGCAAGAUCUUCGUGGGCAGCAACGCCACAGGCACCGAGCUGCGGCACUGGUCUGACAUGCUGGCCAACCCCCGGAGGCCCAUCGCCCAGUGGCACUCUCUAAAGCCAGAGGAGGAGGUGGACGCACUCCUGGGCAAGAACAAGUAG